Molecule: messenger RNA, 1360 nt
Organism: Amorphotheca resinae ATCC 22711
Lineage: Eukaryota; Fungi; Ascomycota; Leotiomycetes; Helotiales; Amorphothecaceae
Exons: 1
Coding region: 196-1113 (305 amino acids)
Biological process (GO): nitrite transport; transmembrane transport
Cellular component (GO): membrane
Molecular function (GO): high-affinity secondary active nitrite transmembrane transporter activity
Source: RefSeq, a predicted model, not a curated record
AGCUUCUCCUUUUGCAGGGAAUGACGUGACCUAAAGUUAGGUACGGGCCUCGAUUGUAGGUACCUUAUAUACCUAUAUAUACGUAUCAUACAUAUCGACUUGAGCCCCAGUCCCUUACCACGCCGGGUCGUAUGGCUCAGCUCUUUCGACAUCUAUGAUCUGUUGUCCCAGAUAGCCUGCAUCAUCAUCUGAGCAAUGGAUUCCCUACAAGGCCGUACCCCCUUGGAAAUCGGCCGCCUGAUCACCAAGUCAACUAUCGUCAAGGCCAAGCUUAGCUGGGCCGACCUGGUCCUCAAGUCCUUCCUCGGCGGCAUAUUCAUUUCCAUGGGCGCUCUCUUCGACCUCUCGAUCCUCGGUGGUAUGCCGGGUCUCCGCGCCUCGAACCCCAUGCUCGCAACCUUUAUUGCAGGCUUCACCUUCCCCACGGGUUUCUUCCUCAUCAUCUACACUAAUUCCGAGCUGGUCACCUCCAACAUGUUCACCAUGAUGUACUCAGCCCUCCAGCGCCGUAUCACCCCUUAUGACGUCGCCCGCAGCUGGAUCGUCAGUUACGUCUUCAACUUCGCCGGUGCUCUCUUCUUCGCCGGCUUCUUGACUUGGUGGACCGAUACCCUCUCCCUCGACGUGCAGAAAGCGUAUGCCGUUACCCAGGCCGAGACCCGCGUUCUGGUCCCCUCAUACUGGUCGGUGAACUUCCUGCGCGGCGUCGGCUGCAACUGGAUCGUUGGGCUUGCGUUCUGGUGCUCCACCGCCGCGACGAACGAACACGUCGCCAAGAUUUACGCCAUCUGGAUUCCGAUCUGGGCCUUCGUCGGGUAUGGCUACCAGCAUUGCGUUGCGAAUUAUUUCCUCAUCCCGAUCGGAAUGUUCUAUGGGACGAGCUUCGGGGUUGGCGAGUUCAUCUACAAGAGUUGCAUACCGGUGACGUUGGGGAACAUCUUUGGUGGCGCUGGGCUGGCCGCCUUCGCCUUCUGGUUCUUGUAUGGCCGCGAGGAGGACCCUAACAACGGGAUGAUUGCAGUCAACAAGUUCGAUGGGAAUCAGGAUGCUGCGCAGGCUCCGAACGGGAUGGGGCAAGGACAUCAGUCGUAUGUCAGGGAGAAUCUGGUGUGAAAGGAGAAUCUGGUGUGAGCACAAGAAGAUGUUAUAAAAAAAAUCCUCGUAUCAAAAUUUGCUGGACCUCGAGAGUGGAUAUCCAUUAGACGCAGUGGGCAGCGGUGUUAUGGUGUCACAUGUAUGCCCUUGGUUAGACUUUUCUUUUUACUUUACUUACUUCCCUACUGUACCUGUAUUCAUAGCCAUAUCGAUACCUCAGAGAGCCUUUUUUCCUUCUUGGACGACAAUAGAACACAUGGUUAUA